Messenger RNA from Aureobasidium namibiae CBS 147.97, 456 nucleotides. RefSeq lists its product as uncharacterized. Bases 1 to 456 code for a protein of 151 amino acids. The transcript is spliced from 2 exons. NCBI's taxonomy places the organism in Eukaryota, Fungi, Ascomycota, Dothideomycetes, Dothideales, Saccotheciaceae. The record is from RefSeq and is a predicted model, not a curated record.
AUGGCAAAAUCGACAUCCCCACUCUUGACACCAGGAAAAUCUCUCAUCGCGCUCGUAAACCUAGUAACGCUGUUUGGACCAUACCUAGCAGAUUGGAACAAAACCCACAUCCACAACCCCAACUGGCCCCCACACGCCCGCUACCACAACGGCCAGACAAUGUCCCUGGGCCUCUUUACCGGUCUCAUCACCUACUUUUGCCUCUUCUUCCUUCUUCCUGCUACCUCAUCUCCAACCCAUCAGACCCUUCACUUGAGUUGGGUUUUGGUGUUGCAGAAUUUGGUGUACUUGUCGAGUUUAUCGGGGAUCUUGUAUCCGGGUUCUGGUUGGACGGAUCCAGAGUUUGGAGAGGGGAAGCCGCAGAUGUUUGUUUUUCCGGUGUUGGUUGGGGUGACGUGGGUGGGAUGGUGGGUGGAGAGGAAGAGGAUUGUGAGGGCUGGGAAGGAGAAGGUGUGA